CAAUUCAGAGCCCGCGCUGCACAGGCCAGCUCAGAUGCGAAGCGCGAGAAGAAGAGCGCCCAUUAAUUAAACUUCAUUUGACAAACAACACUACGACGACGACGACGACGAAGACGGACUCUCUAUUGCCAUGGGUCCUGCUGCCUUGCUCGUAGUCCUGGCAGCGGCCGCGGCGGUUGCGCAGGCGCUGGAUCCGUCAUUGCUUUGGGGCACUUUCCGGCCACAGAUCUACUUUGGUCUUCGCACGUCCAUGCCCCGUUCCAUCCUCUCUGGUCUCCUCUGGUUUGAGCCAAGCUCGCCGAAGGGCUUGGUCAGUGCCAGGCACGACUGCAGCGACGACCACAACAUGAAUGGCUACGGGUGGAAGUACCACGAUGGAAGGACCUUUGGCGUCCAGGAGAUCAAGGACGUCGAGUUCAAUUACCUCAUCGAGACGAGCUGGCUCAAGACGGGCAACGGCAGCUGGGCAGCAAGAAUAAAGGGCUCCGUGCUCGAUUCGCGAAGACCAGCUGCUAUCUCGCCCAUUUACUAUUUCUCGCUCGAGGACGAGAAGGCGUACUUUGAACCUACGUUUGAAGAUGGAUCUUACGAGGAUGGUAUCCCUCAAGGCGAAGUCCAGGAUGGACGGCUGUUUCAGGCAACCAUUGAGGAGCCUGUCGGGUCCUUCUCGAUGCGUUUUGAAAACACACCUGGUGCGCCCAACAAGGCGUACCACCCGCCUCCUGGUCAAAAGACAAAGCACGAGACCGAGUUCAGAGAUGCGCGCGACAAGUGGCACUACCUUGGCGUAAAAGUGCCCAGCGAAAUGGUUUGGCGGGGCAAAGACUGGCUUCUCAGCGAUAUCUCGACGUCAUUUAGGGCUGCUAUGAACGAAUACGGGUCGGACCAGAGCAAGCUGCCCUUCGUUGGUGAUCUCAUGACGCUGGCCGACGAGGUCCGGCCUGCUUCCAACUUCAUCGCCGUCCAGAGGACCUUCGCUGGCGACUUUGGCUUUGACGUUUUUUUCGACUCAGAGGCGGACGCUAGAGGAAGCCAUCUCGACGGCAAGGGGCUAACUGUGGCGCUGGAGGCUAGCAAAGAGGCCUACGACGAGCGUCUCAAAACGACGCUGUCGAGGACAUUCAGCGAUGACCUCUACCAGUACGCGCGAUAUCUGACGAGCUCCCUCGUCGGUGGAGUUGGCUACUACUUUGGGCAAAGCAUCGUCGAUCGCUCCUUCUCGAGAUCAUACGAUGUGGCCGUAGGCAGCGGAGCCCUGAACUUGGACGAGGGAGGCCAAGAGGAGCCCGAGCUGACGGACGAGCGCGAGCUGCUGACAGCAACACCCAGCCGCAGCAUGUUUCCUCGUGGCUUCUACUGGGACGAAGGCUUCCAUUUGGCCCACAUUGGCGUCUGGGACAAUGACGUGAGCCUGGAGAUUUUCAAGAGCUGGAUCAAUCUCGUCGAUGAGGAUGGCUGGGUGGCCAGGGAGCAGAUUCUAGGCGAAGAAGCACGGAGCCGGGUGCCCGUGGAGUUUCAGACUCAGUAUCCGCUCUAUGCCAACCCACCUACACUCAUCAUGGCUCUCACGACGUACCUCGACCGCCUCGAUGCCAAGCAUGGCAGUACCAACAUAUUUGCGGCGGACGUCAAGGUCGACCAGACGGUACUGUCCCCCCAGUCGUCCAACUCGUCACGAUACAUUGACGACCCAACCCUUGCGCGCUCCUUUCUCGCUGACAUUUACCCAAAGCUACGCGCCCACUACCUCUGGUUCCGGAGGACGCAGAGGGGCGAGAUCAAGGAAUGGGAUCGCGUCGCUCGAGCCCGAGGGGAGGCUUUCCGGUGGCGAGGACGCACAAAGGACCAUGUCCUCACCUCUGGGCUCGACGACUAUCCGCGCGCUCCAACUCCACAUACUGGCGAGCUGCAUCUCGACUUGAUAUCGUGGAUGGGCUUCUUUGCCGACACCAUGCGCAAAGUGGCCAGCGUCGUGGGCGAGGAAGAUGAUGAGGAGGAGUACGGGCGUCACUAUGACGGCAUUGUCAAGAGUAUUGAUGACCUGCACUGGAACGAAGAAAAGCGAAUGUACUGCGAUGCGGCCGUCGACGAGAACGAUGAAUCGUUCCACGUCUGCCACGCGGGCUACAUUAGCCUCUUCCCCGUCCUGCUCGGUCUCGUUUCUCCAACUAGCCCUCGCCUGGGGCCCGUCCUGGACCUCAUUUCGGAUCCAGAGCACCUCUGGUCUCCCUAUGGCAUUCGUUCUUUGAGCAAAAAAGAUCCAUUCUUCGGCAAAGGCGAAAAUUACUGGCGAGGUCCCAUCUGGGUGCCACUCAACUACAUGGCCCUCAAGGCUCUGACGCAGAAGUAUGCGGCUGAGCCUGGACCGCUGCAAACCAAGGCUGCGAAGAUCUACAGCGAGCUGCGUCAGAAUCUCAUUGACAACACCUUCAAGGAGUACAAACGCACGGGCUUCACAUGGGAGCAGUUCAACCCAGAAACGGGUCUGGGUCAGCGCAGUCAUCCUUUCACUGGCUGGUCCUCGACCAUCGCUCUUAUCAUGGCCGAAAUCUACUAAGGGACUUUGUCUAAUUUUGCAAUUGCCAAGCACUUUGAGGAUUGUUU
This is a messenger RNA of Acaromyces ingoldii, 2604 nucleotides long. Its product is annotated as family 63 glycoside hydrolase. The record is from RefSeq and is a predicted model, not a curated record. The transcript is spliced from 4 exons. Gene Ontology annotation, molecular function: Glc3Man9GlcNAc2 oligosaccharide glucosidase activity. Bases 131 to 2557 code for a protein of 808 amino acids. Gene Ontology annotation, cellular component: endoplasmic reticulum membrane. Lineage: Eukaryota; Fungi; Basidiomycota; Exobasidiomycetes; Exobasidiales; Cryptobasidiaceae. Gene Ontology annotation, biological process: protein N-linked glycosylation; oligosaccharide metabolic process.